CUUCAGUCUUAAAAAUUAUGGAACAGAGUCAACCUAAAAAGCGUGAUUGAUACAAAAAGAAACUCUCCUUAUCAUUCAGAAACAAAACAAUUACCUCUAAAAACGACAUUUCCAAGAAAUAAAUCUGAAAAAGCCCCAAAGAAUCGUAGGAGAAAGACUAAGAUCAAUAAUUUCACUAUUCGUGAUGGACAAGUAGAUUCAUUAAUUGAGUGCUACAAUCCUUCAAAAACAAUUCUUGACUCUAUGGACUUCCAAGAGAAAUAACAGGCCAAAAUGGGAAAUUAUCCAUGACUUCGUUCUUUGUCAGAACCAACAAAAAUUACUUGAAAAACUGUCUCGAAUCAACACAACUAUCAAAUCCAGGCUGAAUCCUAAGAAGAGGAACCGAUUUAGAAGAGAAACUAAAAAUGAUGUCGACCUGGCCAUUAACCCAAACCAAAGCAAAAAUUAUCAAAAGUCCAAAAUAGAUGUUGUAAAGAAGCUUGAAUCAUCUCUUGGCAAAGACACAGUCAAAGAUCUCCUAGAAAUUACUACUUUUGAAAAAACUAAAAGAUUCCACCGCAGAAGGACAAAACUCCUGAACCAUUUCUCCAAAGAUACCAAAUAAGACCUCUGAAGAUGCGUCUAGCAUCAGCUUGAUUUCAUCUCCAAAACACAGGAGAAAAUCGAUGAGGAAAACUUUUGACAACCAAGAUAGUCCUUGUAAAUUGGUAGUUAAAAAGACCCUCAAAAGCAAUGCACCUUUUCACAUUAAGAAACCAGACUUAUACCUGAAAUCGGUCCUAAAUAAAAUCCAAGAAAGUAGGAGCGCAGAAAGAGUAAAAACAGCAAGAUGCUCUAAAAGCAAUAAUUUGAUUGACUUUUUAGGUUACAAAUUAACUCAAAAGAAAGCAACUAAGAAUAAGAAUGAACUCAGCUCAAACCUCUGAUCAAGAACAAGGGAUCCUUUAUCAUCCACAUUCGUCUCUCUCACCAACGAAUCCAAUAAACUCGGCUUCAACAAAAACCUCCCAAUCUCUGCUAUAAAAUACCGCCCGCUGUUAAAAAAGACCACACUAAUCCACUGGCGGAAAUCCAUGGGUGAAAUGACCUGUCUCAGCAAAUAACCUCUCCUAAUUCCCUUGCAAAAUCCAACACUUCAAAUUC
Molecule: messenger RNA, 1146 nt
Organism: Moneuplotes crassus
Lineage: Eukaryota; Ciliophora; Spirotrichea; Euplotida; Euplotidae
Source: the annotation of a GenBank genome assembly